AUGGCGGAAGUUUGUGUUGAAGAAGUGUAUCCCUCGGUCGAAGAACUCACAAAUAUUGUAACAGGAAUACCGUGUCAUGUUCAAGGUUGCUCUAAAAUAUUAUUCAACACAGCAGCUUUACGAAUGCACGUGAUCAAAACGCACAACAUUGCCUCAAAUGACGAGGACAGGACUGUUUUUACUCGGAACUCGUCGACAUCAGGUGCGGGCUGCAGUGCUGCAAGAAAAUGUACAAAGAAAAUAUUUUACUGUCCUGUGGCUGAUUGCCCYCGUGGUAAAACUAGUAAUAAACCAUUUCCUAGGCUUGGGCAAGUGAAACAGCAUUACAUGACAAUACAUGCAGAAAAGAAGUACACUUGCUCUAAGUGCAGUCGUGGGUUUGGAAUCGAGGCUGCAUGUAAUCGACAUGAGUUAAAAUGUGGUCAGAUGUUUCAUUGUACUUGUGGCUGCCCAUUUACAACUAGAGAAGCAUUAUCAAUGCAUGCACGUAGAAAAAAACAUGCAUUACCAACCAGACCAUUAGCAGAAGAAAACAAAARCACUAAUAAGAAAAGAAAAUCAUCAUGUACUGAUAAUUCAGCUCAUCCCAAGACAACCAUUAUUAUUAUACCUUCCAAAGAUUAUCUCCACCAGCCAUUAAACAAGGCACCAGUUACAGCUAAAAAGUACUGUACAAUUCUACCAAAACCUUCCAAAGUUGAUAGCACUACAAACACGCAGAAAGUGUUAUCUUAUGUGACCAAGAAAGAUGCAGAAACACAGACUAGUUUGUAUACCAUGCCGACAGUUGCUAACAUUCAGGUUGCAUCUACACAGACUUUGUUUGGUUUACAAACAAGCUGUAUUGGUAGUACUAUACUUGGUAAUAUUAACCAGUCAUCAGUAGGGACACAAAUGAAAACACCACCUGUUUCWAGUAUGAUGGAUUUUGGUAGUCAGGUUAUGUUAUCAGGAAUAUGUGAGCAAGUKCCUCAUUCAUCGUCCGUAGGAACACAACACGAUGGACAGAUUUACAUGGAKAGUUUAGGCAGUUCGACUUGCUUYAACUCACAAUCAUUAUUAACUAUACCAACUCCUUCAUAUCUGAACUCUUCUGAAACUCAAACACAGGACUUUGAGCAUGUUACAUUGGAAGACAAUGCAGCUCAGACACUUAUUUCAAUUUUGGAUAUGGAUCCAUCUUGUUCAACAGACUGUGGUACUCAAACACAGAAAAUGUUUGAUGAGAUCUUGAGUCAAWCAGAUGUUGAACUGACAGAAUCACAGACACAGACCUGGCUAAGCAGUCUUAUGCCACAAGACCCAAUACUAAUGGAUGGCAACUUCAAUAGCAGAACAACUCUAGAAGAUCUUGUAAACAUACAGACCCAAACAGUAAUAGAUGACAUACCAUUUGAUGUUGGACUUAUCAAUACAGAAACCCAAACAAUCCCAGAGUCCUUUGGUGAUAAUUGUUGGGGUUAUGAAACACAUAAUAGGCAGACACAAAUGACCCAGACUGGCAGAAUGUUUUUUCCAUUUGAUAGUAACAUUUCUUUGAUGGACACCUAUACACAGACACUUCUGGGUGACACGAUUGACACAUCUCUAUCGAAUGUCCAGACACAGACAUAAAAUCUUAAUCUUACAACAAAGGUUAGGAAUGUGUUGCCUGAAGCAAUAUUAUUGUUUCAAGUAAAAGUGUUGAGACAGAUCAUUCAAAAUACCAAACUUUAUUUCAAAAUCAACUCUGUUAUAACAGUCAAACACUGUAGAUUAUUUCAAAGUAUUACCAAAUAUUUUCACAUGAAAAUAAUAAGUAAUAGAGUGCAACCAUUAAAUUCAUGAAACUCUUUGCAAGAACUUAAAUAAAGGCAAACAAAUAAGGA
Molecule: messenger RNA, 1868 nt
Organism: Exaiptasia diaphana
Lineage: Eukaryota; Metazoa; Cnidaria; Anthozoa; Actiniaria; Aiptasiidae
Product: ATM interactor
Exons: 3
Coding region: 1-1614 (537 amino acids)
Biological process (GO): regulation of transcription by RNA polymerase II
Cellular component (GO): nucleus
Molecular function (GO): DNA-binding transcription factor activity, RNA polymerase II-specific; transcription cis-regulatory region binding
Source: RefSeq, a predicted model, not a curated record